GUUGAUGUCUGCUUGUCUUUCUCCGGUAGUUUCCUUGGCAUCAAUGUGGAUACGGUGGGGGACCUGAAUUUCCUGCUGAAAGCAGUGUCCUAUAGGGAGAGGGUUCUACAGCGCAGCCUAACAACCAGACUCUACAACAAGGUCAGUCCAUCACCCAGUCCAUCUCAUCUAAAGGCAUUGCGUACAAGAAGUAAAGUCCAACAACAGAAAUGUUAAAGGCAUGAAUUUACUAUUUAGCACCAGUUUGUCAAACGUCUGUUUUGAUGUUGAUACAGCAAGGUGUAAAUUGAUUCACAGUUGAUUUGGAAAGGAUUGAUCAAGACUUUAUGAACUCUUAAUGAAGCCUUGUAUUGCUCUGUCCAUUGUUUCCUGCAGGUAGAGAAGAAAAGAGAGGAGUUCUUUGAUGCCUGGAACUCCUGUCUUCAUCAUGUGACCGGCCUGGCCAUAGCACACAUACACAGAGGUGGGUAGACUACAGGCUACCGUGGUCCUGGAGAGCUACUGCGUGUGCACUAUGCAGGCUUUUGGUCCGGCCUAGCAUUAACAUAUGAUUCACCUUCGCAUCGAGACUAGUUGAUUAGUCGAAUCAUACGUGAACUUUUGUAACUCUCCUUGGCGUUAAGUAGAUAAAUGCAUAUAGUGGUCAUUACGUAUGAAAACUAAGUUAGCAGAAUCUGUAUUCGUGUACUAAAACUACGUGCAUGAGUGUAGGGGGUUUGUGUUUUGAACCAGUGGGUCUAUGUAAAGACAUCACUGUCUCUUAGAAGACCAUAACCUUUCCAUUCUCUCACUUUCAUCCCACACAUACACACACACACACAACCUUAAUCAGCCAUAAAAUACUAAAAAGCACAAAGGUGUCUGAUGUUUGAAAGAUAAGAGCGGUCUGGGGGCUGACUGAUACACAGAGGCACCCUCAGUGUGAAAGGGUUUUGUUGUAAUAUUCCAUUCCUUAGCAAUAUAAUGCCUUUGCCCUAUAGUUUUGACAGGACUUGAAAAAAAAGUUUCCUUAAUUGCAGUGAAGUUGCAUAGUAGUUGUCUCUUCGUGGUGCAGUAGCACAAAAAAAAUCCAGUGUGAUGGCCUUGAUGUGGGUUAGUGCUUAUGCCUAGUAACACUAUGACUAGAUGUCAUGAGAUCCUGUAAUACUGUGGGUCUAGUUGUAGGUCUCCCCAACACAAUUGGCCGACCGACACAUACUGAUUCUGAACAGUGAUUCAGUUCUGUCAUUUACACAAGAUUCAUAUUCAGAUACUUUUGUGGGUACAACAUUUAGUUUUGUGCAACACUUUCUUUAGUGUGUUUAUUGUUAAUAAAUUGUUAAGAUUUAUUUAGUCGAUCAUCACAUUCUUAUUAAUUAUCUACUGACUAUAAUUAAUUACAUGUGCAUAUGGGAUCCUGUUUUGUAUUACAAUAAGGCAAAGCUACGAACCACAAAAGAUAACCCAAUAUUUCAUUACGUUUCCAUGAAAUGUUGUUCAGUGUGACUGUCACUGCAUUGAGGCUGAACAAUAGUGACCCACUGCCUAGCUGGGUAAUAGCACUGUUUGCUUAGCCUCACUGUUUUUUGUUUGUUUCCAUAGUAACUCUGGAGCAGUUUGCUCUGGCCGUUCAAGAGUGCCCAGUCGAAGAAGACCACACCUUGCUAACGAAGGUAUGUGUGAAACCAGUUUUCCACUCUUGUGUCUCUCACCAUUCAAUAGGAAACCAUAAGCUCUGCUUUUGA
Coregonus sp. 'balchen' is the source of this 1724-nucleotide messenger RNA. NCBI's taxonomy places the organism in Eukaryota, Metazoa, Chordata, Actinopteri, Salmoniformes, Salmonidae. The record is from the annotation of a GenBank genome assembly.